AUGGGCGAUGCUAUACGUCCUAGUGGUCUCCCCAGUGAUGAAACAGGCGGCCAGUCGGUCGCUGAGGAGUGUCGGUAUUAAUUUGGCUUGACGGUGUGUGAAAUACGUCCGUCAAGACAGUUUUAAUUCGUUCGCGAUAAUAUUAUUAGUGUUAACAAAAACCAAAGGAGCCGACUAGAAGACGCGAAACUCGGAAAAUCUGACGAAAUUUAUUAUUAUUGUGUCUUUAUACGCGGCUUUGUCAUAAUCGGCCGUUCGUUAUUGAUGUCAUUUUCCAGAAUGUAUCAAAAAAAAAUUUCCGUAUGAAACGUACGUUAAAAAUAUGUCCGUAUUAUAGUCUCCUGUUUUAUAUUCGUAUAUUUUUAAUCGUCCGAAAAUACUAUUUCGCACAAGUAUUUUUGCCGAUUAAUUUUUUAUUAUUAUUUUCUUUAGUUCGUUGACAGCCCCGUGAAACCGGUUUGUAACUGUAAAACAAAAAAAAAAUAAUAAUAACAAAAUGAUUUAUUACAUUUGUGUAAUCGGUAUGAAUUCGCAUUGUACGUCAUGCAUGUGUAUACCCUGAUCAGUGAAGGGUAAACUGUAAUUAUUGGAAAAGAUAACCGAUAUAUUCAUCUAGAUAAAAAUAAAAGAUAAUUUUCAUUUACGUUUAUGAAACGACGAAGUAUUAUUAUAAAUAAUAUGUUAUUACUGUAUCACAUGACGUUACCCGUGCCAAACAAAUGUGUAAUGAAAACGUUUUUCCUUUAGAAUCCCCGUCACUGUCACUGCAGUUAAACGUUGUUGCCCUUAAAAAUGCAUUUUCUUAAAUUUUCUUUCCAAACAAAAUUUCUGCUAGAAAUCUUGCUUCAAUCAGAACAUGACAAGAGAUGUUUUGGAUUUUGGCUCUAGCCGGUACUAUACUUUAGAAAGGUAACUUGUUGAAAUUAUCAUUAAUAUUUGAGAUAAUUAAGAAAAACUGGUUCCUAUAAGCGGUUAAAAAAUAUUAAAAGAUUAAAAAUAGUAUUGCCAUUGUCAACCGUUUUUAUUUAUUAUUAAUUUGUUCGUAUAUCAAUCCUUUGUCUUUGUCAAACAAUAGUUGUCGUGAACAUGCCUAUUGUUGAAAAAGAAACACUAUUGACCGAGCUCUGCUCAGAAUGGUUUUUCAUUAGCAAUGACUGAUCCUUACGUACAGAUUUAUAAAUUAAUCUACAUCUUUCCAGUGCAACUUCUUAUCUACAACUGUGGCCCGCCCGUGACCCGUUUAAUCACAAUAUCGAUUAUGAACAUUGUAUUUUCAUGAAAUAUCUGUCUACGUAUAUGUUUAAAAUCACGGUAAAAAAACAAUAAAGAAAGAUAAGAAAAUAUAAAAAUGUAAAAUACAAAAAGACAAGAAAAGAUAAGAGUUUUAUGGUGUUGUUCGUAUGACUUUUGUUUCCCCAAUUCGAGUCAUUGUACACGGUAGCUCCAUUCGUCCGAAUGACUGUUUUCUCUAAUUUGUUUCAUUUGGAAAUUGUUCAUGUCUCACACAGCCAUGCCACUCAGCACUCCGCAAACAAGUGUCGAUAAACGAGUUCUUUAUCGUUCUGCGUAUCGUUAUGCUCAUUGAGACCGGCGUUUUUUUUCCCGACAAAAGUCAGUUCACCCGAAACCAACCUUCGGUUUUUUCGCUUUUGAAAACAUGUAUUAUAGCGCGUUUACGAUACCGAGUUUGCGAAUACUUCGGAAAUCGCCGCGACCGAUUGCGCCGCAUUAAAACGUCAUUAUAAAAACAAGCGUUACUGAAGGAAAAAAAAAAAACAAAACACAAAUUUAGGACGUUUUCGUACGCGAACAAACGCGUUAUAAAUCCGACAGCUUUCGAAUGUAUACCCAUUGUGAUGCGCAGCAUAUUGAUGGUCCGUUACUAUUAUUAACAGCGGUACACAAUACUGCUGUGGUGUUUUCGCGGGUAAACGACAAUAACAUUAUAAUAUGGCCAACUGAAUGUUGUUUAAUUUUAAUUUCUUUCCCCCCCCCCCCGAAUGCCCGCUACAACAAUAAUUAAGACCGGUAUUGUCUCCGCCGCCGGGUCCACAUAUCCGAGACAAAAUAUUCCCGACGCGAAAAUAGUUUUUGUUUUUUUUUUUUUAAAACACGGUUUUCGCGUCGAACCGCCGACGGUUCGACGACGUGUCGAAAUAUCCGCGAAUAAUCGGUUAGUUUAGUAAAGCCGUUCGACAAUAAUAAUUAUUAUUAGGUAUAUUGUAUGUGUAGUACAUACAUAUAUACAUGUACACUAUAGUCGUAUAUAGGAGCACGUACACGCAUUUCUCCGAGAACCGUUAAUUAUUAUUAUCGUUUUAAAUGGUUUUUUAUUUUUUUUUUUUUUUUACUCGGACGCGAACAACUAUAACGUCGUCAUCGUGUGCCCCGCGGACGUGCGCCCGUAUAUUAUUUCGCAAUACCGAUGACGACGAUACAAUAUAUGAUAUUCGUUUUGCGCCAAAGAGUGUUAACAGUUGUCGUUCUGAAGGGGACGGUGGGGGGGGGAGUUGGCCGACGGAGGUUCUUGCGUUUUUUCGACGAUAGCGAACCGCGAUUUAACGUAUACCCGUUUCAGGUAGGCACACUAUACCGGUAAAACGGCCGAAAUCCGCAUUAAAUUCGACAACCAAACGGUGGAUCCCGAUUUUUAAACCGCGCACAAGUGCACCGUACGACCGGGGGACCUUGUAUUAGAUAUGCGGUACUUACAGUAUUAACUGUUCAAGAGCCCCGGAGGAUUUCAGGGCGAGCCCUGGAUGCGUAACUAUGCAUCAAAGCGCGGCUCCAGCGACCGGUUUCAGUAGCCGUCUGGUGGGUGUACCCUGGCUACUUGACCAAUACCGACCGAAACUCAUAAGCCCGUCCGAAUCAGCGUUUUUAAAGAAUACAAAAACAGGUUUUCGGUAAAACAAUUUGAAAAAAAAGUUGAAGCGCAAAAAGAGCAGUAAGGGUCGGAAAGACGUUUUGACUGUAUAGAUCCUUUGGUAAGGGUCAUUACGUAUUUGGAGUAUUUUUCUACAGGGAUAACACGCAUAGCACAAUUACUUUGUAGUGUUACAGAACAUAAUUGAAAAGCAGCUCUUUUCUGUUGUACAAUGUAUUAUUUCCUAACGCAUACAGCAUGCACUAUAAUAUCUUAGUCACGGUGGAGUGCGGGGGGGCUUGUGGUAUUGACCGGGGAAUUGGAUACCCUCACUUAUGUACUACUUAUAAAAAAAAAGUCACAAAAGUCCCGUUCUGGCUACAUCCAUUUUUGUGUCAUCAACUUGCAGUGACUAAUUAGUAGUUGAUAAUAUAGAAUAUUAUGCAUUUAGGAAAGUUUUUUAAUGUCGCAAAUAACGCUUUCACAAAAAAAAAAAAAAUGUAAAUAAACGGUGACAUUAAUUAUGAUAAACGAAAUGUGUAUACAGCGUUAAUUAAUUAAUUUUUUUUUAUAUUUUCAUUAAUUUUGUUAUUUGAUAGGGUAUAAUCCGCAAUAAAAUAUGCAUAAUAUAGAUGAUCGAAACUCCGUGCGCAAUACUUUUGACCGUUCUAUUGUAAUGGUUUUUUUUUCCUGUUUCGAAAAUCAUACGUACUCGUUUAUUUUAUGAAAUUAGUGACUUACAGAAAAAAAAAAAAAAAACAAUUAAUACUUAUUUUUCGGAUAUAUUUGCACGGCUUUAAAUAAACUAUUAUGUAAAGUUUAUUAUUUGAUAAACAAAAUCAUUGUACUAAGGCAUAUACGCUAGAUGCUUAUUUACAAUUAAAUAAAUAUUGUAUAAAUGAUUUUUUUUUUUUUUUUUUAAUAAACUUACAAUAUUAUGUUCAAACAUAUGCAUUUCGCUUGAAUGAUAUUACAAAAACCGAAUAAGUUAUUUAACUAAGUUGUUAAUAACAUGUAAGGAUAAUAUAAUUAAAACGUUUUUUUUGUUUUGAUAAAAUAUGAACAAAAUGUAGACUUUUUAGUUUAUAUUUUUUCUAAAAUAAUUCGUCAAUGUUUAUAUUUUCUGACGAAAUCGCAUACCAUUAAAUAUUUUAAUUAUACGAUACUCUCGUGUAAGUGCAGUACAUAAAUAUUUGUUAUUAAAGAUGUGACGGCAAAAAAACCAGAAUGUUGAAAGUCGUGUGUGGCACACCAUAUUUAUACGAAAAACAUGAACAAGACCUGCAAGACACGUGUCCGAGAAUAAAAUCACUCGUUGAAAAAUUACUUCUGAAACGUAUACAUUGA
Cinara cedri is the source of this 4213-nucleotide messenger RNA. Lineage: Eukaryota; Metazoa; Arthropoda; Insecta; Hemiptera; Aphididae. The record is from the annotation of a GenBank genome assembly.